AUGGGAGAUGACGUUGCUCCCAGAUCGGUAGCAAAGGGGAAAGGCAAGGAUGUCGAAUCUAUCACCCAGGAAAGUCCCCCGGAAGGUAGCACUGCGCAGAGCAGCACUACCAGGACAUCCCUCGCCGCCAAUAUAGCACAAUCGGCUGCGGCACUGCCUUCGUUCCUGCUGUCAGGGCCGCCCGCCGGCGGACUUGGUGACAAUGAGAAAGCCGAGUCUUCACGCACUGGUGAGCUUCUCGCCAGAGCGGGUGAGAGUUCGGUCCAGCUGCGAUCCAACACGCUAGGAGGCGAAGCCAUAAAACCGGCACAUACCGAGGAGCAUGUCGCCAGAGAGGAAGCAUCGUUUGCCGCGUUUCUGGACAGCGAAGUCCCAGCCAUGUCGUCGGGUUCAGGUGAGCUGGAAAGGGCUUGGCAAUCGGCGAGCGCUGUCACUAGCAUCCCGAACCCAACACCCGCAGCCGAGACGCUUUCGCAUUCGGUUGCGGAGCAGCAGGCCAAGGACGGCGCUGACGUCGUUGCCUUGCUAUCUGGUGGCGGCGACUUCGACUACGUCCCGGAUGCCGAUGAGCACAUAUCACGGGACGACCUUGCGAGUUUGCGCAAGGCUCUAUUCCCCGAAGAGUCAGCGCCCGGCGCCACACCUUCCACGUGGGACAAUGUGCUCAAUUUCAUACCAGAGUAUUUCCGUGGGCAUACGGCAGCGGAGGAUGAUCUUUCUACGCAUUUGGGCACUACUGAUGCCGACGAGGCCUGGCAGCAGUGGAUCGAACAGUGGUCUCGUGUGCUGACGAGCUAUCAGGACGAGGUUUGGGGUGACCUCGGCGCGCUGGUAGAGGAGGCACGCGCUGAGGUUCGACAGCUGGAAGAGGUCAAGCCAGGCGAGAAACCGCCUGAGCCGACAGCGUUGCUGCGGCUGCGAGCCAUCGUCGGCCACCUCCGGGGCGCGCAUUAG
Molecule: messenger RNA, 954 nt
Organism: Canariomyces notabilis
Lineage: Eukaryota; Fungi; Ascomycota; Sordariomycetes; Sordariales; Chaetomiaceae
Exons: 1
Coding region: 1-954 (317 amino acids)
Source: RefSeq, a predicted model, not a curated record